AAUAAAAAGGCCAGCUGAAACAAUUCCAAAAUCAAUAAUUUAUGGUCUAUCUGUUGUGACUGUGUUAUACUUACUGACUAAUGUAUCAUUCUUGGCAGUUUUGACAUCUGAGGAAAUCAUCUCUUCAGAUUCUGUUGCUGUGACAUGGAUGAACAGAGUCUUUCCUUCGAUGCAAUGGAUAAUUUCUUUGUUGAUCUCAGCUUUCCUAUUUGGCUCCGUUUCUUGUGGAAUAGUUUCAGCAUCAAGAAUUUUCUUUGCCGCAAGUCAAGAGGGACAAUUUCCUUUCAUCUACUCAAUGCUUAAUGACCAUCACUCUCCAGUAGUAGCUGACAUACAGGCUGUUAUUUUAUCUUCUGUUGGAAUAAUAUCUUCAAAUAUCAUCUAUUUAGUAAAAUAUGUUGGUCUAGGAGCAUGGUGUUUAAAUUUGCUGAAUAUGAUUGGGUUGCUUAAGCUAAGAUACCAGAACCCUGACCUACCAAGACCUUAUAAGGUGCGGCUGCCGUUUGUAUUUGGAUCUAUAGCUUCAUCGCUCUUCCUCAUCCUCACACCAGUGAUUCAGUCUCCCAGUACAGAGCACGUCUAUCAAGUUGGGUUUCUCUUCUGUGGACUGCUGUGUUAUUGGCUUCAAGCUUACCUCAAUAGACAUGGUGUUUGUUUUAAUAGAAUCACCUGCUACUGGCAAUUACUUUUCAAUGUCUCCCCAUCUGAACACCCAGAAAAAUUAAUUCCUUCUCUAAAUCCCAAUUAAAGAAGAAGUAACUGCAUAGGUAGCAGAAAAUAGCCUUGUUAGGGCACCAGGGAAAGGGGAAGCCCUUGGUCCUACCAAGGUUGGGCCCCCAGUGCAGGGAAAUAUGGGGAGGGGCGAAAAGGGGGAAUACCCAUAUGAGGAAGGGAGAGGGGAGGGAACGGCGGCUUAUGGACAGGAAACCGGGAAGGGAAAUAACGUUUGAAAUGUAAGUAAAGAAGUAUAUCUAAUAAAAAUUU
Molecule: messenger RNA, 984 nt
Organism: Rattus rattus (black rat)
Lineage: Eukaryota; Metazoa; Chordata; Mammalia; Rodentia; Muridae
Product: solute carrier family 7 member 13-like
Exons: 3
Coding region: 149-748 (199 amino acids)
Biological process (GO): amino acid transmembrane transport
Cellular component (GO): membrane
Molecular function (GO): L-amino acid transmembrane transporter activity
Source: RefSeq, a predicted model, not a curated record